Messenger RNA from Sinocyclocheilus grahami, 2146 nucleotides. Its product is annotated as oxysterol-binding protein-related protein 1. Lineage: Eukaryota; Metazoa; Chordata; Actinopteri; Cypriniformes; Cyprinidae. Gene Ontology annotation, cellular component: cytosol; plasma membrane; perinuclear endoplasmic reticulum. The record is from RefSeq and is a predicted model, not a curated record. The coding region runs from base 192 to 1508 and encodes 438 amino acids. Gene Ontology annotation, molecular function: cholesterol binding. The transcript is spliced from 13 exons.
AUGUAUGCACACACACACACACACACUGUCUCUCUCCUGUGCUCCAUUUCACGCAGCUACAGUCUCACGUACAGGAACAGCAGACAGGACGCACAACAAGGUGACUCCUGCAGAGGCCAUUCAAGCAGAGCCAGAUCAGUAAACAGUUUGGUGUCUAUUGACACAGCUUCAUCUGUGGCCCCAGAGACAUCAUGUCAGGGGACGGUAGCCAGGGUGACAAAACCCAGUGCAAUGGAGUCAAAAAGCACAGGUCAGCUCUUCCUGCUGCAAUGUUCUCACGAAACAAUGUCAGUAUGUGGAGCGUUCUCAAAAAAUGCAUUGGGAUGGAACUGUCUAAAAUCACAAUGCCGGUGAUUUUUAACGAGCCUUUGAGUUUUCUUCAGAGAUUGACUGAAUACAUGGAGCACACAUACCUCGUCCAGAAGACCAGCGCUUCACAAGACUCCAUCCACAGAAUGAAGUGUGUGGCAGCUUUUGCUGUAUCAGCUGUGGCCUCGCAGUGGGAGAGGACGGGAAAACCCUUCAACCCGCUCCUCGGAGAAACCUACGAGCUGCUCAGCGAGGAUCUGGGCUUCAGAUGGGUCUCUGAGCAGGUCAGUCAUCAUCCGCCGGUCAGUGCCUUCCACGCCGAGGGCAUAAAGAGCAACUUCAUGUUUCAUGGCUCCAUUUAUCCAAAACUCAAAUUCUGGGGAAAGUGUGUGGAGGCCGAACCGCGUGGAAUCAUCACCCUAGAGCUUCCUCUCCACAAUGAAGCCUACACCUGGACCAACCCGACCUGCUGUGUUCAUAACAUUAUCAUGGGACAACUGUGGAUUGAGCAAUAUGGAAAUGUUGAAAUUAUUAAUCAUAAAACUGGGGAAAGAUGUCGUUUGACUUUCAAACCGUGUGGCAUCUUUGGAAAAGAGUUGCAUAAAGUGGAAGGAUACAUUCUUGAUAAAAGCAAAAGAAAGAUAUGUGCUCUGUAUGGCAAGUGGACGGAGUGCUUGUAUUCUGUGGAUCCAGCGACAUUUGGUGCUCACAGAAAAUCUGACACAAAGCGCUCUGAGAAGGACAGGAAGGGAAGCACACAGAGUAAUAAUGCGGCUGAGGAGCCGGAUGAAAUGCCUCCUCCAGAAGCCGAGACAGUGCAGGUGAUUGCAGGAAGUGAGCUGAUCUGGAGGAUAUCACCGCGACCAGACAACUCCAGAAAAUACUAUGCUUUCACAUCAUUCGCUCUGCAGUUGAAUGAGCUGGAUGCAGAGAUGGAGCGAGCUCUUCCACAGACAGACUGUCGUCUGAGACCUGAUAUCAGAGCCCUGGAGAAUGGAGACAUAGAUGCAGCCAGUGCAGAGAAGAACAGACUGGAGGAAAAACAACGAACGGCUCGGAAACAUCGCUCCAAAUCAGACGAGGAAUGGAAAAUAAGGUGGUUUCAUCAGGGGCCAAACCCUUACACCGGAGCCCCAGACUGGCUCUACACCGGCGGCUACUGGGACAGAAACUACUCACACCUGCCUGACAUAUACUGACCUCAAACUUUGCAAACAUCUGGAGGAACGGAGCGUCCUGCUGCUCGGGAAAUGCAACUGAGUCUAUAUUACACUGUAUAUAUAUAAAUAAACGAGUGUCCGUUUUGGUGCUACGCCAUGAUUAUGAUGACACAAAGUCAUCAUAACCUACGGUUUAUCUUUUAGCCCAUUCAAGUGUAGUAUUAAUUUAUAUAAGACAUAUUCAAAUCUGACAAUAGAUAUGUGAGCUAAUGUGUGUAACGUCAUAAGAAUUUGUUGAAAACAUUUGUAACAUUCGGAAACUUUUAAACAAUUAAUAUGGAUUAUUUCCAUACAACUAGAUAUAGAACAAGAGUGUUUUUCUGACAACUAAUUUGAAUAGAUUAGAGUCUACAUUACAAGAAAUAAUGAUUCACAUCCAGUCAAAUGUGCCUGGAUGAAACAUAAAUGUCCUGAAAACAACUAUGCUGAAAAUAUGAAGAGUUCAUAUGCAAAAACCUGUAAGUCCAGCUGCGACAUUUGAGUCCUGUUUUUAUUUUAUUUUUUAAAAUCAGGCUCCUGUGAAAAUAUAAUUUUUUUAAAAUAAGGCAUUCAAUAACUGACUAAUAACCUUUUCUUUGCCAUUAAAGUGAAUUUACUGAAUCUAAACAUAGGAGCCU